CCGUCGCUUGCCGCGCCCCACCACGCUUGUCCUGCCAGCCUUCCUGUGACGCCCUUGCUUGUGAUCGCGCUUGGUUUGUUGGCUGCCGUGGUUGGUUGUUGGGGUUGGUCGAAUGAGGAUGAGCACGGCGGCAGCGGCGACAGGGGUCGUCGUUGUUCGUCUCCUCGUCACGCUCGUGGCAUUGGGUGGGGUUGGUGUGGCCGCUUCGGGUGGCGUGCUUCAGACAACGGCGGUGCCAUCCUCGCAGCACGCGGAGUGUGCCAGUCUUAGCGUUGCGGUCCUGGAUCAAGCAACAUGGCUGCUUGAGAUACACCAGUUUGAAGGAUUUCUCAACAGUACCGCCGUGCUCAUCCGCGAACACCUUUCUGCCGACACUGUUGACGAGCUCUCGCAGUACCUCGCUCAGUUCGUCCGCUUCUACGAUGAGCACGAGCUUGAGCUGCCGUGGAGGUUGUUACCGUCGGAGCAGGUCGUUCCAGUCUGCAGCAAGCUCUUCGACAACACAUCAGCCUGUGUGGACCUGACACGCCAUGGAUAUGAUGUGUGCGCCGACGCGCUCCAAUUGCCCGUCUCGACCGAUGCGGUCAUGCGCAGCUUCAGCUUCGACACGGCGCUGUUUCCCGAGACCCCAUGCUGCCAUAUCCAGCCGGUGACACUGCCCAAGCUCAACCCGGUUCUCGACAACACACACGUCACCACAGACGAUAUUGUGCUUACUUGGUCUGUCCCUUUCAUCCCGUCAAACACACCAGACGUUGUGACUGGCGUUCGGCUCGAGCUGCACACGGGUGACGCGUGCGAUCUGUGCGAGGAAUCGCUGUUGCAGGCGGUUGAUGUCGGCGACACGACGCUCCACUCGUCUCCAUCACAUUACACCUCGUUCGUCGGCCUCAAACCCGCCACGCAAUACUGGAUCAAGCUCGUGUCUGUCGGUGUUUACUUUGACUACAUCACCACGACGACGAUCACCACACACAUCGAGCGGCCGACGGCGCCGCCGGUCGUGGCCCGCGCCCUCCCGCUCUCAAGCUCAGAACUCGUCAUCAUCAUCCAGGCGCCGCACGUUGGGGAGCUGCUCCGUGUGCACCGGUCUGCUGUUGAUCAGUACGGCAACAUCGCCACCAACGCCACCGUCGCCAUCUCACACACCAGCGCCGCUGCAUCCGCCCGCACCGCACAGCAGCCAGCCAGGAUGCCUGAUGUGCUGUAUGCGGGCACGGUUGGUGCGGCGACGCAGCUGCGUGUUGCCCUAUUUGAUCUCCUGCCGUCGCACUGCUACACCGUGGCCAUAUCUGUGGCCAACGCCGCCGGGUUCAGCCCACCCGUCAGCGCUCCUACCAUCUGCACCCUCGCCACCGCUCCACAGCAGCCAGAGCCGCCGCGAUUGCGGACGGUGGACAGCGGCGGGGAGUGGCAGGUCGACGUGCAGUGGGAGCGCGCCACUGGUGCCCCCGGCGCGAGCGAGUGGAGUGAGCCUGCCUCCAUCGCCAUCCCAUGGGCGGUUGCGCCCGUGCCUGCCUCGUCGUCAUCGUCGUCCUCAACACCAACGGGCGUCAUCAUUGGCGCCGUCCUGGCCACAGUCGCCAUCACCGCCAUCAUCGUCAUCGUUGCCGUGUACACGCUGCUGCGCCGGCGCCGCGCAUCCGCCAUGUUCGCGUCUGCGUUUGCGUUUGAGUUUCCACUGGCGGACAAGUGGGAGGUGUCACGAUCGAAUGUGACACUCGGCGAUGAGAUUGGGCGGGGCGCGUUUGGCACCGUGUACAAGGGGGAGGGGCGACAUCUCACGCCGCAGCAGGGGGACGCGCCUAUCGACGUCGCCGUGAAGGUUUGCCGGCGGGACGUGAGCGGGACGGAGGAACUGUCGACGUUUCUCCGUGAAAUGGAACUCAUGAAGAAGUUCACAACCCCGCCCCAUCCAAACGUGAUCCGGCUGCUCGGCGUGGUGUCUCAGUCGUUCCCGCUGCUGAUUGUGACGGAAUUUGUUGAAUACGGCGACCUGAAGCAGUUUCUCGUGCAGUGCAGACCAAGCGGCUCCAACCAGACGAAGCACGUGCUGUACAAGAAGGACCUGCUGAGGAUGAGUGCUGACAUCGCUGCUGGCAUGAGCCACCUCGCCAGCAAACAUUUUGUGCACCGUGACCUGAGUGCGCGCAACUGCCUCGUGUCCAAGGACCUGGUGGUGCGAAUUGCCGACUUUGGCCUCUCCAAGAACGUGGAGCUCACCAACGGAUACUACCGCAAUGAGAAUGAGGCGUCCCUGCCCGUGCGCUGGCUCGCACCGGAGUGUCUGCUCGAUGGCAUGUUUUCCACCGACGGCGAUGUGUGGGCAUACGGCAUCACCCUGUGGGAGGUGUGGACUCUGGGCAACCUCCCAUACCCGGGCCUGUCCAACUCGGAGGUUGCCAACAAGGUGAUUCGCGGGUACAGGCUUAGCCAGCCGCCCGGGUGCCCCGAUGGCGUGUAUGCGCUCAUGAAGAAGUGUUGGUCCGACGCGCGGCCCACGUUUGGUGCGCUGGCGAAAGCGACGCGGGACCUGGUGGACUGCAUCACCGCGCACCCCGAUCACGCCGCCCUCCGCUCGUCCUCCGCCAGUCGCCGCUCCCCUUCUCCGCUCGUUCGCCUCGACUCGGCACUGACACCAGCGGUGGCAGCGACCAGCGCCACAACACAACCCGCGACGGGGCCAACAGCCUUGUCCAGUGCAGCGUCUGCAUCGUCGGCGACGCUGGCGGCCGGGACGACGGCGGUGGCUGCGGCGCUCAUGUCCACAUCAGAGCUUGGUGCUCGUCCGGGCACCGUCACGGGCACGGCGCGUCUUGCUGUGCCUGUCCCCGCUGUUCGGCAGUUGAAGCAGGGCCAGCGGCGGCGUCGCUCGCGUGCCAUAUCCGCACCAGAACGCAUGACCGCGGAGACGCGCCUGGACGCUACGGCCAGGCUCCUUGGCAGCAGCAGCAGUGGCGUUGGUGGUGGCGUGCUUGCAGGCAGCCCGCGCGCCAUGAGGCAGUCGAGGCAAGGGGGCGUGCCCGAGAACUCAUCGCCGACAGCGACGACAACAACGAACACGAGUGCAGCGUCGAGCAUGGCCGACUUGAUGGGCGAUGGAACACCCACGAACACGACGCCGCUUCCAAACCAAAUCAUCUCUGAUGGCGAUGGCUGUGAUUUGUUCGACGCUGAUGAUGGCCAUGGUUGCUACCAUUGUGUUGUUCACGAUGACGACGACGACGACGACGACGAUGAUGAUGAUGAUGGUGGUGGUGGUGGUGGUGGUUGCGGUGAAAUAAUCAUCCGGGCGCCCAGCACAGACAUCUCGACCGUGUCGCCGUCGCCGUCACAGGGCCGGUUUGCAGGGUACACGCGCCUAUCGCGCCACCAGUCGACCAGUGCUGACGGCAGGAAGGUUGUCUCGUUUGUGGAGAGCCAACCGCCGUUCCACGCCACUCCGCCACCAUCAUCCCUGUCCCUGGCACGUGGGAUGGCAGGCCGACACAUCAUGGCAGCCAAGGAGCAAGUGCAGCAACAACAACAACAACAACAACAACUACAACUACAACUACAACAACAACUACAACAACAACAACAACAACAACAACAACAACAACAACAACAACAACAACAACAGUACAUGUCGCUUACACCCGCGAGUCGUCGUGGCCGUGGUCGUGGUCGCAGUCGUGGGCGUGGCCACUCCGACAGCACCAACGGCCGUGGUGAUGGCGGUGACGUUGGUGUGGCUGACCAGCGGGUGCAUGUUGGCAGCCGCGCACACAGCCGCGUGGUGCCCCUUCAGUCAGAGUCGUUCACAAGCCAUGCUUCGAGUACGACAAGCGAUGGUGUUGCUGUUGGUGUUGGCACUACGGCACUUGCACGCAUUCACGGUGCUCCACAGCACAGUGAAGCGUUGACUCUGGCUGUUGAUCACAUGCCUGUCGUCGGGGUGACUGGCGACGCGGCUAAUGAUAGUGGCGACGGUGCUGAUGGUGGUGGUGGAGACGAUGAUUCUUCGCCGUUAAUAUUGGAGGAAGUGCGUGGUAGGCGGCGGUCGAGCGAUCUCUUGGGCGCGUUUCGCUUCUGACCAUCCUGCGGCUUUGAUGGAUGAGCGAGAACCACGUGGUCUCAGGCGAGUUACAUGUGACGACAGCCACGGACCGCGAGAGUGGCUGCUGGUCGGGUAUUGGUGUUUGGUGUGAUGGGAAUGCUAUGUUGCUGCUUUGCAUCGCAAGCUUGAGCGGCUGCUGUUCCGGGGUGUAGCUUGUGUCGUGUUGUGUGUGUAUGUGUGUGAGUGCCAAUGUUAAAAGCUUUUUCACGUUGCUGUCAGUUGUGUAUUCCCCACAAUGUCAUGUCACAAUGCUGCCAAUGACUGUUGCUGCUUUAAUCAACCUUAACAGCACCGCGUGGCUGGGUGUGGUAAUUGACCAUAAACACAAACAAACUC
Salpingoeca rosetta is the source of this 4435-nucleotide messenger RNA. RefSeq names its product TK protein kinase. The coding region runs from base 113 to 4075 and encodes 1320 amino acids. Gene Ontology annotation, biological process: positive regulation of kinase activity; cell surface receptor protein tyrosine kinase signaling pathway; multicellular organism development. Lineage: Eukaryota; Choanoflagellata; Craspedida; Salpingoecidae. The record is from RefSeq and is a predicted model, not a curated record. Gene Ontology annotation, molecular function: transmembrane receptor protein tyrosine kinase activity; ATP binding; protein binding. Gene Ontology annotation, cellular component: signaling receptor complex. The transcript is spliced from 17 exons.